Ornithorhynchus anatinus (platypus) is the source of this 771-nucleotide messenger RNA. It is a transcript of the gene MYF5, whose product is annotated as myogenic factor 5. The transcript is spliced from 3 exons. NCBI's taxonomy places the organism in Eukaryota, Metazoa, Chordata, Mammalia, Monotremata, Ornithorhynchidae. Gene Ontology annotation, molecular function: protein dimerization activity; DNA-binding transcription factor activity, RNA polymerase II-specific; RNA polymerase II cis-regulatory region sequence-specific DNA binding. Bases 1 to 771 code for a protein of 256 amino acids. The record is from RefSeq and is a predicted model, not a curated record. Gene Ontology annotation, biological process: positive regulation of myoblast differentiation; muscle organ development; regulation of transcription by RNA polymerase II.
AUGGAGAUGAUGGAUGGCUGCCAGUUCUCUCCCUCUGAGUUCUUCUAUGACAGAUCCUGCAUCCCUUCCCCCGAGGGUGAGUUUGGGGACAGGUUUGAACCCAGAAUGUCCACGUUCGAAGCCCACAAAGUGGACCUCCAAGGCUCGGAUGAAGAGGAGCACGUAAGGGCCCCCGUGGGCCACCACCAGGCGGGCCACUGCCUGAUGUGGGCUUGCAAAGCGUGUAAGAGGAAGUCCACCACCAUGGACAGGAGGAAGGCGGCCACCAUGCGGGAAAGGAGGAGGCUGAAGAAAGUGAACCAGGCAUUUGAGAUGCUGAAGCGAUGCACCACGGCCAACCCCAACCAGAGACUGCCCAAGGUGGAGAUCCUCAGAAAUGCCAUCCGGUACAUCGAGAGCCUGCAGGACCUGCUGAGAGAACAGGUCGAAAACUACUACAGCCUCCCGGGGCAGAGCUGCUCCGAACCCACCAGCCCCACCUCCAAUUGCUCCGACGGGAUGACUGAAUGCAACAGUCCCGUCUGGUCCAGGAGAAACAGCAGCUUUGACAGUUCCUACUGCCCAGAAAUUCCUAACGUCUACUCCAUAGACAAAAGUUCCGCAUUAUCCAGCUUGGACUGUUUAUCCAGCAUAGUGGAUCGAAUCUCCUCAUGUGAUCAGCCUGGGCUUCCUCUCCCGGACCAUGCCUCCCUCUCUCCAAUUGCAAGCACUGAUUCCCAGCCAGGAACACCGGGAGCCCCUAACUCCAGGCUCAUCUAUCACGUGCUAUGA